CACCCUCAUUUCCGGUGCCCGUUGGAGCGCUGCCAUACAAUCAGCGGGAAGAGUUACGUCAACAUAGACAUUAAAAUAGACACAGAAAAGAAUAUAAAAUGUAGAGUAGCGUCUCCAGGUCUGUAGAUGCAAACAAUCUGGCAGCUGCUCUACCCCGAAACUUCUAUGGUGCCCUGCCCUGUUUAUUUACAUGGGCUGUUCACCUUCACAGCGAGCCGGAAGUGUCUCUAUGGUUACGGCGAAUCUGUGCCCCCCCCCUUAAAGAGAGGAGAGGAGCUCGCCGGAAAUGGCGGUUGUCCGCCUCGAAGGGGCGGGGCUUCUGCUGGGAGUCAAAGAUCUGGAGGCCUUGGAAGCAAAACAUCACAAACAGGGUUAUGAGGAAUUCUAAAUACAAGUGCGGAACACAAAAAGUCAACACCAAAUAUGGAGGACGAGUCUUUUUUCAAAGGAAGAUGGAGGCUGGUGGAGGAGCUGGCUCCAGCAAAGCAUUCAGACUGUCAAAGAGAAGUCCACAGAGGCCUUGGAGUUCAUGAAACGGGACCUGACAGAGUUCACACAAGUGGUACAGCAUGACACGGCUUGCACCAUUGCUGCCACCGCCAGCGUGGUCAAGGAGAAGCUGGCUACGGAGAGUUCUUCAGGAGCCACAGAGAAAGUGCGGAAAGGCCUCUCCAACUUCUUGGGCGUCAUCUCAGACACGUUUGCACCUUCACCAGAUAAGACGAUCGACUGUGACGUCAUCACGCUGAUGGCGACCCCUUCUGGGACCACGGAGUUGUACAACAGUGCCAAGGCCCGCCUGUACAGCCUGCAGUCUGACCCAGCCACUUACUGCAAUGAACCAGACGGACCCGCUGAGCUCUUUGAAGCCUGGCUAUCACGCUUCAGCCUAGAGGAGAAGAAAGGGGAGAUCUCAGAGCUGCUUGUGAACAGCCCUUCCAUCCGCGCUCUCUACUCCAAGAUGGUGCCAGUGGCCGUCUCCCACUCUGAAUUCUGGCAGCGCUACUUCUAUAAACUCCAUCAGCUGGAGCAGGAGGAGUUGCGGAGGGACGCUCUGAAGCAGAGGGCAGAGCAAAGCGUUCACUCUGAAGAGCCGUGCUGGGAGGAGGAAGAGGAGGAAUUUCUUGGGUCCUCAGCUCCACAGUCCCGUGUCUGCUUGCCGUCUUCACAAGAGUUGAAGCCAGCCUCCCCCGUCUCCACCUCAGCAGUCACUCCGAACCUGGAAGCAUCUGUGGAGAGCUGGGCGAUGCUCAGCACCACCCCCACGGAGGCCAUCCCGUCCGAAAGCAGCGACAGCGUUUCCCUGGUGACUCAGAUUGCAACCCCCAGUGCCGUGCCUGCCACCCCCUUACAGACUGGAGCCCAGCUCUCUGGGACCGAGAACCUCUCUCAGAGGCUGCAGGAAGCUACUGCGGAAGAGCAGGUCUCCUUGCCAAAGCCAGCGGAGCCUGCCCAGUCUUCCCUGACUCCUCGGGAGGCCAAGCCUUCUCCAGAGUUGCCCAAGGAGCAAGCGGAAAGCAAGCCGGCCAGCCGGACAGAGACCCUGCGCGAGGACGGGCCGAUGGAUUUGCGAGUCUUUGAGCUCAACUCAGACAGCGGGAAGUCCACUCCCUCUAACAAUGGGAAGAAAGGCUCGAGCACAGAUAUUAGCGAAGACUGGGAGAAGGAUUUUGACCUGGACAUGACCGAAGAAGAAGUGCAGCUGGCACUCUCCAAGGUGGACGUCUCUGGGGAGCUGGAAGAUGAAGAAUGGGAGGACUGGGAAUAGCGAGGCCGCCACUCCCCGCCGUGCUGUGCUCUCGCCUCGGCCUCCCUCGCCCUUCCUCUGCACCAUCCAAUGUGAAUUAAAUCACAGAGCAACCAGUCCCUUUUCCUGUGUAAAUGUGUUCCAGGCUGGCUGGCUGCAUCUCAUCUCUGCUAAAAAUCCCACGGGGGGCCUUGGACCGCAGCACGCACUCGGCUCCUGAUGGUGACUGGUAUUGCGCAAGGGGCUGCCCAAGAGCAGUGGGGGCGGGGAGAAGGGGGCACAGUGCUAGGGGCAUCUUUCCAGUAGGCGGUCUCUCUCCCCGCUCCCCCCAGACGAAUAAUACUCUCAGAACUGCCCCACUGUGGAUUUUAGUUUUCCUCCCCCCCCCGUUCCCCCCCCCCCCCGGCUUGAGGUGGAUGGUGGUUGAUGGUGGUUUGGGGUGGGGGUGUGGGGAGCCAUCUCUGGGUUUGACUGGAUUCUAGAAGAUAGGAUUGUUCUGCCCGUGUCUCUAGGCUGGCAGCUUGCUCAUUACGUCUCCUUCCGCAUGACUCUUUCCUGAAAUCCAGCAAGCUUUUAGGGAGUUCAUAGGGCCUGUUUGCUUACCACUGUGAAUCCUAACUUGGUCUUAAGGAGGGAAACCGUAUAGCAUGGCCCCUCCCUGUUCACAACCUAACCUCCCCAGCCUUUGAACAGCUGGUUGGGAGGGGCACAGCUCCCUCCCCUCGGGCGCUUUACUGCAGCUGGCCCUCUCCUGGGACUCCAAGCACUUUCUCUUCUCAGAAUUCUUCUUUAGGGACACACCUUGGUGGGAAUGUAUCUUGCACAGGCCCUGAUGAAACAAAGCGGGGUUGCACAAGAGAAGUUCCUCCUGGGUUGUGCUGCUAGAGACCCUUCCAAGAGAGCCCAUUUCAAAGGGUUGGGUAUACCUGGCAAUUUGGGCUUCUUGGAGCAGUGGGGGUGGGUCUGCAUUGAAGGGUCAGCAUUUGCCAAAGCCUCCCGCCCCUCUUCCUUCUCCUUGUGCUGAUGGUCUCCAGUAGCCCCCAUUGCCUCCAGGCAUUUGUCUGUGAGAGCUCUCUGGGAGCCCUUCCUCUUGGCAAUGGAUCUUGUCUGUACUCCAGGUAUGCUGAGAGCAGCCAGCUUGACUGCUCACAUCGGAUUUGGAAUGUCAACAAGGCUGUGCUCCUUUUUGGACCUUCUGUAGGCACUGUUACUUUGGCUGUGGUAGAGGGCGCUGGGGAAAGCAGUGGUGCCCCCUUUCCUUUUGACUUGCAUCAGAAUUGGCCCUUGCAAAGUUGCUGUUAAUUCAAACCGUCAAUAACUGCCUGUGUCUCUGUGCUCAGAAGAACUGAUUUAGCCCUCUUUAUGCUUCUCUACUGUGGGUCCAAACGCUGAGGCUAAUCACCUUCUACGCAAAACACAUGGACAUGAAUAGUGGUGGUGCAAGAGCAUAGAAGCAUGGAACUUUCUGGAACUGGGUAGCCCAGUUCCUAACACACGCUCCUCCCCAGUGUUCCAAGAUACCUGUGUUUUCUGACUUUGACCAGAGCCUCCGUGUGGCCCAAAGCAUUUUGGUGACUGUAGCAGUUACAGCUACUGCUGCCCCCUCCUGGAAGCUGCCUCCCAGCCCUCUCUUAAGUGCUGCCAGCUUUCUCACCUUCCAGCAGUGUCUGGCUGUUCAUAGUUGCAGAAGGAAGCCACUGUGUGUUUCAUGACAGCUUUCCUCUCUCCUGCAGGAAGCAGCCAGGUCCUGCUGGAGGCGGAGCAGGCAAGCAAGCAGGUGGCAGUGCUGAAGGGCAAAGGGAAGGAGACCUACUGUGAGUGGCUGUUGCAGCUGCCAGAAUCCAUAGCUGUUACAGUUGCCCAGAGGCUUCUGACCAAGGGAGGCUUGUUCAGUCUUCUGAAUGAACCUGCCUAUAGAAAUGGAUCUCCAUCUGAGAAACAUUGGCAUAGAAGUUAGUCAUAAAAGCAGCCAAGUUUCUAAUGGGAGUGGUAUACAGCACACUGGGCAGGGUUUCUUGAUGGCUUAGUCCGUGCUCCGCACGAGCAGUCUGUGCAAACGCUGAUCUUGAAUAGCAGAUCUGGUGGCAAGUGAGAAUCAUGUCCUGUGCUCAUCUGCCCUUGCAGUUGACAAGGUGGCUGCUCUGCUCGGGGGGGGGGGGGAAGAAGCCUGUGUCUUGCAGGUACCAGCGAUGCGGUGCUCCUGGGGAAGCUGCCCUUUGGAGAGGUCUCAAUGAUCCUCCCGAGGGCCUGCUAGCCCACAAAACGUACUGGACCAGGAGGCCAAAUGUCAAAGCUAGCUAUGUUCUAUAUUUCACUUGGUUGUAUUCACCUGCCUAAAGACUAGACCCAGGAGGGGUUUCCAAAGGUGUUAUGUGCACUGGGCUGCCAAACACUUGGAUGUGGAGGUUGAGGACAUCUGCAGCUCCACCUGCAUCUGGCCUUGAAACCAGGACGCUAUUACGCUGCGCCUAACUCUGGGCUGUCAAGAGGAGCCCAUAGCUAAGUGUCUGAGGAGAAUGUGGGUUGGGAAGGGGGCCCCUGGGCCCACCUUGAAUAGCCAGCAGGUGGGCUGGGGAGAGGCAGAACUUGGUAGCUGAGAGCCAACAUCCCUGUCGAGGAGGCAACUCCCGGAAGGGCCUCGUGUCCAGGUGGGACUGGGAGGAAGUGCCAGGCUCUGACUCAUCAUAACUCUUAGGUUAGUUUUUAUUCUUAAUUUUCUUGGUUGUGCAAUAUUCUCUCCUUUUUAAAUUAUACUACAUCUCCCUGGACUGUUUUCUAGCUGGGGCGAAUAAGUGACUCUAACAGCUGUUAGUUUUGUAAUGAUGACUUUCUCCUGAACCUUUUACAGACUUGCCGUUAACAGCUAUUAAAGGAGUUCCACAGAAAUUGCCUGCC
This is a messenger RNA of Hemicordylus capensis (graceful crag lizard), 4642 nucleotides long. RefSeq names its product BSD domain containing 1 (gene BSDC1). Lineage: Eukaryota; Metazoa; Chordata; Lepidosauria; Squamata; Cordylidae. The record is from RefSeq and is a predicted model, not a curated record. The transcript has 12 exons. The coding region runs from base 530 to 1768 and encodes 412 amino acids. Gene Ontology annotation, cellular component: cytoplasm.